GUAGAACACUCUCAGUCGACGCCAGUUUGGACUCAUCGCGGUUGCAGACCAAGUUGUAUUGGCAGCACGUACGUCAUACAACUUGCCAUACAAGGACCCCUACUACCGUAAACGCUUUCACAACACCAACCACGACCGUCGCUAGUACGAAGAAAUGCCACGUAAAGAUGCUGGUGGUGGACCAAUUUCUGCUCAGGCUCAGCAAGAUCUAGUCUCAGAGGGUAUCGAAAACUUCGAGCUUCCUAAGAGUCUGGUUACGAAGAUAGCAAAGUCAGCAAUGCCAGACAAUGCGAAACUGCAAAAAGAGACUGUAUUGUCUUUGGUGAAGGGUUCGACAGUAUUCAUCAACUACCUUGUGGCGACAGCUCAUGACGUGGCUAUGUCCAAACAGCACAAAAGUAUCUCCGCGUCCGAUGUCCUCAAAGCUCUGGAGAUGAUCGAGUUUGGAGAUCUCGUCGAGAAUCUACAAAAUGAGCUUCAAAUUUAUAGAGACAACACGAAAGGAGACAAGAGCCGUAAAUCUGGAACGGCAAGUUCCUCGCACAAGGGCAAGGCCAGAGAAAGUGAAACUGCAUCAGUCGUCUCAAAAUCAAAAGGAAAGGACAAGGCGACGAAUCUGCCACCGCCAUUCACGUUUGCCCCGCGAGGAGCAGUGGCAUCCUCUGCGUCCCAAUCAGACAUGCACAGCACUAGGGUCGAACAGGAAGUUGAUGAUGAGAUGGGCGAGCCAGGCGAAGGGGAAGUGGAAGGGGAAGGAGAAGACGAAGAAAUUGAAGAGGAUGAGGAAGAAGUGGAGGAAGAAGUGGAAGAUGACGCACCGGUUGAUAUGAUGGCUGUCGAAGAUGAGGAACAGAAAAAAGAUGCCUCAGGGCUGGAAGAACCUAAGGCUUUGCCAGCCGAGGACUGAUGUUCAUGUGAGUUCUGCAGUGAAAAUCAUUUAUAUACCAUCGCUACAUCAGAUAUCGUGAACAGUCUGAAGCUGGUGUGUACGUUAUCAUCAAAUCGAUCCUGCGUUCCGUAGCCUUGAGCCAGUCUGAACGAGUGCGGUGCAAGUACUUCUCACCAUGCAAGUUGCCGAUUAGAUGAUGCAAGACGCAAUACCGAGGCAUUGAAGUGUACUCAGAUGUAUCGGUGAAUGGAGUUAUGGGUCUGGUCACAU
Molecule: messenger RNA, 1159 nt
Organism: Suillus discolor
Lineage: Eukaryota; Fungi; Basidiomycota; Agaricomycetes; Boletales; Suillaceae
Product: histone-fold-containing protein
Exons: 5
Coding region: 155-907 (250 amino acids)
Biological process (GO): leading strand elongation; heterochromatin formation; DNA damage response
Cellular component (GO): CHRAC; epsilon DNA polymerase complex
Molecular function (GO): chromatin DNA binding; protein heterodimerization activity
Source: RefSeq, a predicted model, not a curated record